CGCGCCGCGCCUCUGCUUGAAGCCGCCGGAGCCGCUCCGCCAGCCGCCGCAGCCGGGGCGGUCGGGCCGCCAGGUGCAGGCCCUGCCGGACACGCCGCUGAGGAGGUGCCAGGCCGCGCUCCGUACACAGGUGAAGCAGGAGCUGUAGAAGGAAGAAAGAUCCUGUGGCUCGCAAUCAUGCCAUUCCCCUUUGGCAAGUCCCACAAGUCUCCUGCAGACAUAGUGAAGAACCUGAAAGAAAGUAUGGCAGUUCUAGAAAAGCAAGACAUCUCUGACAAAAAGGCAGAAAAGGCCACUGAGGAAGUCUCAAAAAACCUUGUAGCCAUGAAAGAGAUCUUGUAUGGCACAAAUGAAAAAGAACCACAGACAGAAGCUGUGGCACAGCUAGCUCAAGAGCUGUACAACAGUGGUCUUCUUAGUACCCUAGUAGCCGACUUGCAACUAAUUGAUUUUGAGGGCAAAAAAGAUGUUGCGCAAAUCUUCAACAACAUCCUCAGAAGGCAAAUUGGUACAAGAACUCCCACAGUUGAAUACAUCUGCACUCAACAGAAUAUAUUGUUCAUGCUAUUAAAAGGGUACGAGUCUCCAGAAAUUGCUCUAAAUUGUGGAAUAAUGCUUAGAGAAUGCAUCAGGCAUGAGCCACUUGCUAAAAUAAUCUUGUGGUCAGAACAGUUCUACGAUUUCUUCAGAUACGUGGAAAUGUCAACAUUUGACAUUGCUUCAGAUGCAUUUGCCACAUUCAAGGAUUUGCUUACAAGACACAAGUUGCUAAGUGCAGAAUUUUUGGAACAACAUUACGAUAGGUUCUUCAGUGAAUAUGAGAAGUUGCUUCAUUCAGAGAACUACGUGACGAAGAGGCAGUCACUUAAGCUCCUUGGUGAAUUGUUGCUGGACAGGCACAACUUCACAAUUAUGACAAAGUACAUCAGUAAACCUGAAAAUCUCAAACUCAUGAUGAACCUUCUACGAGACAAGAGUCGUAACAUUCAAUUUGAGGCCUUUCAUGUGUUUAAGGUGUUUGUAGCCAAUCCUAACAAGACACAGCCUAUAUUAGACAUCCUUCUAAAGAAUCAGACCAAACUUAUUGAGUUCCUCAGCAAGUUUCAGAAUGACAGGACCGAGGAUGAACAAUUUAAUGAUGAGAAGACCUAUUUAGUUAAACAGAUCAGGGAUUUGAAGAGACCAGCACAGCAAGAAGCUUAACCUCCAAUAAACCCUUAAAAUAUUAAACCCAAAUUCAGCAUUUGCUGUUAGAUAUUCAGCAUCAGGCACUCUUACCGAUUCAUGAGGAACAUUACUGCUAAUCUGCUGUUCAGUGAACGGUUUUUGUUUUUCUCUUUUCUUUUUUAGUCCAAGUUGAAAAACAUAGCUGCUGCUUUCUUGCACAAUGUGGACUUUCUUGAUAUUUGUGUCAUUUCAGAAUUCAAAGACACUGCUUGUUUUAGGAGUCCUGAAAAGAAAGAUUCUAGGUUCGUGAAAGCAAACAUAUAGAUACUAGUUUGGUUUAGGAGAGAAGGUAUUAAUGUAGUUAAGUAACAGGUUGCAUGCUUGCAAAUCUGAAUAAAUCUGUAUGUUUGCACUUACCUUGUUUGAGAUACGAGCACAAUGUGACCUGUGCAUACCUGGCACCAUAGUAUAAGAUUAUAUGCCUUGAUUUAAAAAAAAACAAAAAUGUGCAGUGCUUUAUUUGUAAUCAAAGGGGAAAUGUAUCUAAGAUGUGAGCUUAUUGGGAUAAAGUUGUCUUGCAAAUAAACAUAUUGAAACUUAGCAACUUUUAAAAGAGUGAAAUCUCCAGGUUCAUAAGGAAAAUGUAUAUAUGCCUUUCACUGCUUUAUAGAACGUUUUGUUUUGUUUUUUUUUGACAUGAUUUGGUUUUUCUGAGAAUUGACUUGUAAACUUGGAAAUAUGUUCUGAGGGGUUUUGUUAAUUUUACUUCAAAGGUAUUUCAGACAGUAGACCUAGCAGUGACAUUUUGCAUUUCAUUUCAACAAUGCUUGCUGGUUUCUUUUGUAUAUAACUCCUAGGCUGCUCAUUUCUUUAAAAUAUGAUUUAAUUUGUACAGCAGAGGAAUGUUAUUGUAUUAGUCUGUAACUAUUACCUAAUAUUGAGUUUUACAAAAUGAAUGCUCAUAUGUAAUUGAAUACUUAAGAUCACAUGGAAAUGCUGAUUUAACAAUCUUAAAUCCUGCAGCAUUAAAAGGAAGAAAAACCCACCAAAACCCAAACAAAUUCACUUAUCUAAUGGGGUGUCAUCGCUUAGGGUAGGCUGAAAUAGAGAACUGGAACCCUUUGUACUACAUUUUUUACUGGAUAAUAUUGGCCUUAUUCAGUUAAACUAACAUUGUGCUCACCAGCUCAGCAAAGGUUAUGCAAAAUUAAUAGUGAUCACUCUUACUGCUGGGGAGCCUGCAGUGCAUCAUUUCUUUCUUAUAGUAAGUAACUCAGUAUAGUAGUUGUGUGAGUGAGUGAUUUAAUUCCUUCUGACCCCUCUGACUUCAGGAAACAACUUCAUAGAUGUCCUAGGGUAACAAAAUGAUUUAAUUUUGUUGCUUCUGUUCUUUAAUGCUGCAAACUGUCAGUAUCUAUAUAAAAAAAACCAAAACCCAACUGAUUUUGCACCAUGGUUUUGUUACUGUGACCAUACAAAAGGAAUCUACUAAAUAUUGCUCGAUGUUAUUAAAAUUGUAUUUAUCCAUCAUAUAGUAAUGCUAAGAUCACAACCAAGCAAACUUACGGAUUGGAGUCUGGGAGUGCAAAUUCUGCAUGGCUGAAUCCGAUUGCGAAUGCUAUAGAAAAUGUUUGUUGCUUCCUGUCCUCUUCCUAAUUAAAAUAUUCUGCAAUCAGCAAGAUGAAACUCCAAAGUGAUGUGUAAGCUGGUUUGAAAGCCUUCACAAUGGAAGUCAGAUAGCUCCAGUAAAUUGAGUUGUUUAAAAUUGCUCUUAACGUCGUAAUUGGUCUUAUAAAGGUUCUUAACGUGUCCUUUGCAAACCAAUUCAUUUUGCCUACAAAAAGGAAAAUAGCUUACUCUGAAGAUCACAGGCAAGCAGAAUUGGCCAUGAGAUGGUGUUAUAGUUCAGUACAAACAGUCUAUUACCUUUUGGUUUAUCAUAGCUGAGUGGAGGAGAACAUUAUUUGCCAAGUUACUCACCAUAACAUAUAAGGCUUCCUCUUUAGAAAAUGUAGACAUGCUAAAGAUUUAUAUACGUUAAGAAGUGAAAACAUUUGGACUGGGAUGGAGGUUACUCUAUAUUAGGCCUUGGAAACAAUGGCUAUGGUGACUUUUUUUAAUAUGUGGAAACAUUUGAAUGUUGGCUUUAGAGAAGAAGUUGUAUUUAAAUUACAGCUCAUCUGACGUGUUCGUAUUAAAAACCUAUUGUUCUGGAAGUGGUUGCUUAUCUGCUUGAAGGCUUAAGGUUAUUACUAAAAGGUAUUUUAAGUGCGAGCGGGUUUUGGGUUUUUGUUUUGUCUUCUUUUUUUCUUUUAAGUAAGAGAUGUAUACAAUUGUAAUUCUAUUUCCGUGGUAGCAUUUCAUUUCUCCUGAGGAAAAUGCGUUUUUAUCCAAAAAAUCUGGCUGGCCCCAUAAUUUAAAUUGAAAUAAAAUUUUGAAGAAAAA
This is a messenger RNA of Melopsittacus undulatus (budgerigar), 3612 nucleotides long. It is a transcript of the gene CAB39, whose product is annotated as calcium binding protein 39. The record is from RefSeq and is a predicted model, not a curated record. NCBI's taxonomy places the organism in Eukaryota, Metazoa, Chordata, Aves, Psittaciformes, Psittaculidae. The coding region runs from base 178 to 1203 and encodes 341 amino acids. Gene Ontology annotation, biological process: intracellular signal transduction. The transcript is spliced from 9 exons. Gene Ontology annotation, molecular function: protein serine/threonine kinase activator activity.